Molecule: messenger RNA, 1281 nt
Organism: Yamadazyma jaroonii
Lineage: Eukaryota; Fungi; Ascomycota; Pichiomycetes; Serinales; Debaryomycetaceae
Source: the annotation of a GenBank genome assembly
AUGGAUUUACUUAAUUUAGGGACCAAGUCAAGGAAGACUGGUAUUCGACCUCGAUUAAACAUUUUGAGAGAUAAGUAUGACAUGGAAGACAUAGAUGAGUUCUUCGAAUCUGACAAUGAGGAUGAAAUUGGAGGGGAUAAGAACGAAGGCAGGAUCGCAAGGAUGAUUAACUUUAAUGAUGAUGAAGCUGACAAAUUUGAUUUGAGUCCUAUAUCAAUGGACAAAGAGAAGGAGAAGGACAAGAAAAGGGUUAGUAUCCAAGAGAAAUCUGGAAGUACUCCCUCUCCACGUUAUGACUAUGAUGAUAUACAAUUUGAUGAUGACAUGAAUGAUCCUUCACCAAUUGAUGAAUCACUCGAUCAAUCGGGGAUAUCACCAGAACCCACACCCCCUAGAAACCGGAAAUUUACAGGCAGCUCUAGAGGCAGUAACAGCCAAUUGAAUUCGCCUGAAAAUUCCAGCAAGUCACCUUCACGGUCGGCUUCUUCAUUCACCAAGAAGAUGGCUUUGGGUAAGACCAAGAGAGCGACUCGUACAAAGCAAGCCAAACCACAAAUAACCACUUCGAAGCCAUCACCACUACCGUCACCACCUCCUGAUGGUUUAAGACGAUCAAAGCGUACCAAGAUUUCUCCCUUGGCUUACUGGAGGGGUGAAAGAAUUGUUUAUUCUAGAGCUGACGAGUUCUCCAAUGAUCCCGACACAACUUUGAUAGAAGAUAUUCACAAAAUCCCCCUACAGGAAAUCAAAGAAGUCAUACACGUCACACCCAAUGUUGAUCCAAUACCCAAAAGAAGAAGAACAAGGAAGAAGAAUAAAGAGGAGCAUUAUGACUACGAAAGUGAUCCCGAAGUCAUCGGAUCAGAGUGGUUCAAGAAUAAGACUCUUGAAUUAGAAGUUUAUGAAAACCAGCAACUGGAAAGCACUACAUCCAGAGAAAUUGCCUACACAAUGGAAUACGACAAGUUCAAUGAACCUCCCAAGUCAUCUGAUAUUGAGAAUUAUAAGAUAGCUCCAGUGUUUGAACAGACAUCUAAUCUCGCUGGUGGUAUUUUCGAAUUUCCCGUUGAGGGCUUCAAAAGUUCAAAGAGUUCCGGAAAUUGUACUUAUAUGUUCCAUGUAAUUAAAGGUUUGGUAGAAGUAAAUUUGAGUAAUAAUACAUUUGCUGUAACUCGAGGCUGUUCAUUCCAAGUACCUAGUGGUAAUACAUACGGUAUCACCAACAUAGGCACUACGCCAGCAAAGUUAUUUUGUGUCCAAGUUUUGACAGAAGAGAGUUAG